AUGGUGAUGGGCAUCUUGUUGGAGCACCUCUUCCUCACCUUGGUGAUGGUGAUGAUGAUGGUGGUGAUGAUCGUGAUGACCAUCGGCAGCGGCUGUGACAUCAUCCACAAUCACUACAGUAGAGUCAUGGUGAUGAUUGUUCAUUUGAUCGUGCAUGUGUUGAUGUUGAUGUUGAUGGAGUGGAUGAUGGCCAUGAUCGUGAUGAUCAUCAUGGGUAACUCCAACAUGUAUAUCACCAACGUUUGGAUGUAUGACAAUCUGCUCACCAUCUUGCAUCUCAGUAUCAUGAUGAUGGUGUUGUUGCUGUUGAUCAUGGUGUCCAAGACCAUGACCAUGUCCAUGAUGAUCUGA
Messenger RNA from Acytostelium subglobosum LB1, 351 nucleotides. RefSeq lists its product as hypothetical. Lineage: Eukaryota; Evosea; Eumycetozoa; Acytosteliales; Acytosteliaceae. The record is from RefSeq and is a predicted model, not a curated record. The coding region runs from base 1 to 351 and encodes 116 amino acids. The transcript has a single exon.